GCGGUCGGUCGCGCGGAUGGACUGUCUCUCCCACUCGGAUGCUUGUCUCAUGUCUUGAGGGACGGCGCUUUGUUUUUUUUAGCAGUUUUCGUUCCAGACGCCACCCUCCGCUUCCCCCUCGACCACACCGCGCUCGUGUUCCCCGGCUGAAGUCAUGGCAGACCGCGGCGUGGAUCUAUCCGCCCUGCCGAAGGAGGUUAGGGACCAGUUGGCGGAGUUGGACCUGGAGCUGUCUGAAGGUGACAUCACGCAGAAGGGCUACGAGAAAAAGAGAGCCAAGUUGCUGACCUCCUGCAUCCCCCACUUGCCAAAUGUGGAUCUGUCUCUUCCAGAUGUCCAGCUUUCCCCAGGCCACAGUGCGGACCCCAGCCCGAGUCCUGAGGCCCCGGGCCCCUCCACCUCCUCAGCUGCCAGACACCACCGUGCACAUCGCAGUGGGGGGGCCAGAGACGACCGCUACAGAUCAGACAUCCACACAGAGGCAGUGCAGGCAGCGCUGGCCAAACACAAAGAAGAGAAGAUGGCGCUCCCCAUGCCAACCAAAAGACGCUCAGCCUUUGUCCAGUCUCCCAUAGAAACCUGCACACCUCCAGACACAUCUUCUGCAUCAGAGGAUGAUGGCUCAUUGCGCAGGAAGGCAGCUCUCAGUGCAGUGCUGGCCCAGAGCCUGCAGAGCCCUGACUACUGGAUCAACCGUUCCGUCCAAAGCUCCUCCACGUCCUCCUCCGCCUCCUCCACCCUCUCCCAUGGAGAGCCCAAGCCCCAACCACAGCUCCAGCCUCAACCGGCAAUUUCCUUGUUGGCCGACGUACUGGCCCACACACGCAUCGAAAACAGUAUCCCCCCUGAUGUGACAUCCACCACUCCCCAGGAUAGAGGGUCCAGGGUUGACCUGGCUCCAGCGGUCAGGGGCAUGAGCCGUGGACAGAGCCGCUCCAGCAUGAUGGAUACUGCUGAUGGAAAAGGAAAAGGUGUGCCUGUCAAUAGCAGGGUGUCCACUAAGAUCCAGCAGCUGUUGAACACACUCAAACGGCCUAAAAGACCACCACUCAGUGAAUUCUUCCUCGACGACUCUGAGGAAAUUGUAGAAGUUCCUCAGCCAGAUCCCAACACCCCGAAGCCGGAGGGACGUCAAAUCAUCCCUGUAAAGGGGGAGCCACUUGGAGUGGUCAGUAACUGGCCUCCUGCCCUGCAGGCUGCUCUGGCCCGCUGGGGGGCCACCCAAGCCAAGAGUCCUGCCCUCACUGCUCUAGAUAUCACUGGCAAACCCCUUUACACAGUCACAUACGGCAAACUAUGGAGUCGCAGUCUGAAGCUGGCCUAUACACUGCUGAAUAAACUGGGCACCAAGACUGAGCCUGUCCUACAACCCGGAGAUCGGGUGGCGCUGGUGUAUCCCAACAGUGACCCUGGAAUGUUCUGGGUGGCUUUUUAUGGCUGCCUUUUAGCUGAGGUCAUCCCUGUGCCCAUCGAGGUACCACUGUCAAGACAGGACGCUGGCAGUCAGCAGAUCGGCUUCCUGUUGGGCAGCUGUGGUGUGAGUCUGGCGCUGACCAGUGAGGUGUGUCUCAAAGGGCUGCCCAAGACACCAAACGGAGAGAUCAUCCAGUUCAAAGGUUGGCCAAGGAUGAAAUGGGUUGUGACAGACACCAAGUACCUGACUAAACCAUCCAAAGAGUGGCAGCCGCACAUCCCUACUGCCAACACAGACACCGCCUACAUAGAGUACAAAGCCAGUAAAGAGGGAACAGUGAUGGGAGUUGCCGUAUCCAAGAUCUCCAUGUUGACCCACUGUCAAGCCCUGACCCAGGCCUGUAACUACUGUGAAGGGGAGACACUGGUCAACGUGUUGGACUGCAAGAAGGAUAUGGGCUUGUGGCAUGGCGUCUUAACGAGUGUCAUGAACAGAAUCCACACCAUCUCAGUGCCAUAUGCUGUCAUGAAAGCCUGUCCUAUGUCGUGGGUGCAGAGGGUCCACAUUCACAAAGCACGUGUGGCCUUGGUGAAGUGCCGGGACCUCCACUGGGCUAUGAUGGCCCACAAGGACCAGAGAGACACCAACUUGUCUUCUAUACGUAUGCUUAUUGUGGCUGAUGGAGCAAACCCAUGGUCUGUGUCGUCAUGUGAUGCCUUCCUAAAUGUGUUCCAGUCUCACGGUCUGAAACCUGAGGUCAUUUGUCCAUGUGCCACUUCUCCUGAGGCCUUAACUGUGGCCAUACGCAGGCCUGGUGCACGAGGAGCUCCACUGCCAGCAAGAGCCAUCCUGUCCAUGGGCGGGCUGAGCCACAGUGUGAUCAGGGUGAACACAGAGGACAAAAACUCUGCUCUCACUGUUCAGGAUGUGGGCCACAUUAUGCCUGGAGCUCUGAUGUGCAUUGUGAAACCGGACGGGCCUACACAGCUUUGCAAGACGGAUGAAAUAGGAGAGAUUGUGAUCAACUCUCGGGCCGGAGGCACCAUGUACUAUGGCCUGCCUGGUGUCACCAAGAACACGUUUGAGGUGAUCCCCGUCAACCAAGCUGGAGCACCAAUUGGAGAAAUUCCCUUCAGUCGAACGGGUCUGCUGGGAUUUGUAGGACCGGGCAGUCUGGUCUUUGUUGUGGGGAAGAUUGAUGGGCUGCUGAUGGUGAGCGGGCGACGUCACAACGCAGAUGACCUGGUGGCCACCGCGCUCGCUGUGGAACCUGUCAAAACAGUUUACAGGGGGAGGAUCGCCGUGUUCUCAGUGACAGUGUUUUAUGAUGAGAGGAUCGUGAUUGUGGCAGAGCAGAGGCCUGAUGCCAGCGAGGAGGACAGCUUCCAGUGGAUGAGUCGAGUACUACAGGCAAUCGACAGCAUCCACCAGGUCGGCCUGUACUGCCUCGCCCUCGUUCCAGCCAACACCCUUCCCAAAACGCCGCUUGGAGGAAUCCACAUCUGUGAAACCAAGCAAAACUUUUUGGAGGGAAACUUGCACCCGUGUAAUAUCCUCAUGUGCCCACACACUUGUGUUACCAAUCUGCCCAAACCACGGCAGAAACAGCCAGUGGAUGUUGGUCCAGCUUCUAUGCUGGUGGGCAACCUGGUGGCAGGGAAACGUAUAGCCCAGGCUACAGGCAGAGAGCUGGGUGUGGUGGAGGACCAGGAUCUGAUCCGAAAGCACCAGUUUUUGUCUGAAGCUCUGCAGUGGAGAGCCCAGACCGACCCAGACCACGUCCUGUAUGUGCUGCUUAAUGCCAAGGGGGUGGCAGUGUGCACAGCCACUUGUUCUCAGCUUCACAAGCGAGCAGAAAAAAUCACAGCCGCCAUAAUGGAGAGAGGAGGCCUCAACACAGGAGACAAUGUGGUGCUGCUUUAUCCCCCAGGCAUUGACCUGAUAGCUGCCUUCUAUGGCUGUCUCUAUGCGGGGGUCAUCCCCGUGACAGUGAGGCCGCCUCACCCACAGAAUCUGGCUGCUACUCUCCCCACCGUCCGCAUGAUCAUCGACGUGAGCAAAGCAGCCUGCAUCCUCACCACUCAGCCUCUCAUGAGGAUCCUCAGGUCCAGGGAGGCUGCUGCCAGCGUCAACAUCAAGACGUGGCCAACCAUCAUUGAUACAGAUGAUCUCCCCAGGAAGCGGCCUCCACACAUUUAUAAACCUCCCACAGCGGAGAUGCUGGCCUACCUGGAUUUCAGUGUGUCCACCACAGGCAUGCUGACUGGAGUCAAGAUGUCCCAUGCUGCAGUCAGUACUCUGUGCCGCUCCAUUAAGCUGCAGUGUGAGCUCUACUCCUCACGACAAAUCGCAAUCUGUCUGGACCCGUACUGCGGCCUGGGCUUCGUCCUAUGGUGCCUCUCCAGUAUUUACUCAGGUCACCAGUCCAUCCUUAUCCCUCCCCUGGAGCUAGAGAGCUCACUGCCUCUGUGGCUGAGCACGCUCAGUCAGUACAAGAUCAGAGACACAUUCUGCUCCUACUCUGUCAUGGAGCUGUGCACCAAAGGCCUCGGCACUCAGACAGAGAUGUUGAAGGCGCGGGGUCUGAAUCUGUCGUGCGUGCGGAGCUGCGUGGUGAUAGCGGAGGAGCGGCCCCGUCUCACUCUCACUCAGGCCUUCUCCAAGCUCUUCAAGGACCUCGGCCUGUCGUCACGCGCCGUCAGCACCGCUUUCGGCUCCAGGGUGAACUUAGCCAUCUGCCUACAGGGCACUGCGGGACCAGACCCCUCCACCGUCUAUGUUGACAUGAAGUCUCUGCGUCACGACAGGGUGAGACUGGUGGAGCGAGGAGCGCCACAGAGUAUUCCACUCAUGGAGUCUGGCACUAUCCUGCCGGGAGUGAGGGUCAUCAUCGUCAACCCAGAGACCAGAGGCCCGCUGGGAGAUUCACAUCUUGGGGAGAUCUGGGUGAACAGUCCUCAUAGCGCCAGCGGCUACUACACCAUCUACGGGGAGGAGAGCCUGCAGGCUGAUCACUUCAACACCAAGCUCAGCUUCGGGGAGCCCCAGACUCUGUGGGCCAGGACGGGCUACCUGGGCUUCAUCAAGAGGACGGAGCUGCUGGAUGCAAGUGGAGAUCGUCAUGAUGCCUUGUUCGUGGUGGGCUCUCUUGAUGAAACGUUGGAGCUGAGGGGAUUGCGUUAUCACCCCAUCGACAUUGAGACGUCUGUGUCCAGGGCCCACCGCAGCAUCGCAGAGAGUGCUGUGUUUACAUGGACCAACUUGCUGGUUGUGGUGGCGGAGCUGAGCGGCUCGGAGCAGGAGGCCCUGGACCUGGUGCCUCUCGUCACCAACGUGGUGCUGGAGGAGCACCACCUCAUUGUUGGGGUGGUGGUCAUCGUGGACCCCGGCGUGAUCCCCAUCAACUCCAGGGGAGAGAAGCAGAGGAUGCACCUGCGGGACUCGUUCCUGGCCGACCAACUGGACCCCAUCUACGUGGCCUACAACAUGUGAACACCCUUCACCCACCGAUGCAGAAAACUGAGCCAAGCUCCAAGGACAGACGGAAGGGAGAGAGAACCGGGGGUGCGUUCAGUAGCAGCCUGGAUGUCAAACCACAGACACGCGUUCAAAACACCAAACAAUGUGGGGAUGAGAGCACAGUACCAGCACUGUAACGAGAUCGUGCUUCCCUCUCUGAAACUGUUCCUUCUUUGCUUCCACCUGCUCGAUCGCUGCAGUCCAGGUUCACUGAGAGUCUUUCUCCUCUUAAAGAGUAGACAUAUCUGUCAGCUGGAGGAACUUUCAUCUUCAUCCUCUCUGUGCAUCCCACUCCUCCCUCAUCGCUCGAAUUCAUGUUUUUUACAAGACAUUUUUAAUUAACUUUCAUCAAAGAAAGAAUGUUACACCCCCUCCCCCCUUCCAUUCCUUGGUUUUUAACCUGAAGCAGUCAUCCCUGUGUGUUUUAAUUUUUUUAGUCCCCGCUGUGUUCUGAAGGGCAGGAAGGUGGAACUGGAACUGCUGAGAGGAGCUGGAACUUUCCCCUCUUGCACUUUUAAGUCCUUGCACCUCUGAGUCCACUUCCUGUCUCACAAACCUGCCUCAAGAGGACACCCCCCACUACAAGAGCAAAUCCACAUCAGUAUUAACAAGUGCCACCAGCGAGUGCAGCCCACAUGUUACCUUCCCAUUACCAGGUGCACCGUGGCUCUCACCUCCCAUCGUAUACUGUGUUUGUCAGCGUUCACACAAAAGGUCCAAAAACACACUUGAAUCAUUUUGUUAGUGCGGGAAAAGAAAGUCUCUUCAUAAACCUACAAAUCUGGAUAGUAAGGAUAAAAUGUAUUCUUCAUUUUCAGUUUAAGUAGGAGUUGAUCCAUUAGACAGUUCUGUGAUAGUGCUAAAGAAUAAUAUUUCUGAAAUAUAACAGGAGAAGAGUCACUUUGCAGUGCUGGGGUUUAGGUUGAAAUAGUCACAGAGCAGUAGAUCGGAUGGUCAAGUAGCCUCAUGGGUUAGCAUCACACAUGAGGCAAUGCACUGGGCUUCUGAUCUGCUGAAAAAGAAAUAAAUACCCAGAUCUUUGAAACACCGUGAAGGUCUUUUAAAAACACUUGCUGCCGUUCACAGGUUAUUUCCUGGCUUCUCAAAGACUCUUCCGAACAGGGGAUGAAUAAAUACAUCGUCUGUUCCUCAGUGAAGAACAUCUUUAACCCCUUUCCCGAGCCGCAGUUCAUCAAUUUAUCAGUACAACUGAUAUUAAAGUCUUUUAGAUUGUUUCACAUAUCGUACAAAUUGAACACGGACCUGCAUCAUUUCUCCAUCUGUGUUGGGAGAUAGUUAGCUUGUUUUGAUAAUUUACCAUCGUCUAGUUUGAACUGUGAUCAGUGAUCUGUUAGCUUUGAGUCUGUGCUUAGUUUUCCCAUCUCAAAGCAAACAACAUUUUUUUUAUUUAAUGCUGUCGUCACCGUCGAUGAAGUAAAUGUGGAUCAUCAGAAGGCAAGUCAGGGCCUUUUUUUAUUGCACCAUUGUGACAUUCUCAAAAUCCAUAUUGAUCAAAUAGGAUCUGGAGAAUGAGGAAGUUCCUCUGCCUUACUACACCUGUGGAUCUCCAGUUCUUCUAACAUCUGAUCUCACAUAUCUGGCUGUAAUGUUAAAACUGCUCCGACGUUUUUAGAUAUUUUUUUAUGGAGGAGUGCUUGAGGGGGUAAGGGGUGUCUCGUUCUUUAUUAAUUUGUGUGUCAUGCCUUUCUCAUUUCAUCAUUUAAACCAAUUCUCUCUGAAUGUCUGCAACACAAAAAUAAAACGUCAAAUCAAACAUGAAUAGCAAACAGUAAGCAGCUCGUGAUUUAAAUGGCAGAGUCCUCCUUUAAGAAGGGAGGUCAUAAUAAAUGAGGGUAAUAAGGAUGUUGUCUGUAUACUGUAUCUUAGAGGUCAAAUACUGUAUUACUGGUGUUAAUGUGUACAUGAAAAUGAACUUUGUCCAUCGGAACAAAAAAACUUGACUGAUCUUUCAUACUUGACUGCAUUUUUUUAUUUAACUGUAUCACAUUGCAAAAGAGAAAAAAAACGGUUUCCGAUUAUUUUGGCAGGAACAAUGUGCACUUUCCCAAUAUCAUUUUGUGCGUGUGCUUAUGUCUGUGUGUGUGUGUGUGCGUACAAGAAGGAAUGUGUGUGUGUCCAGUUUAACAUUGAUAUUUAGCUUUUCUGGUGCAACAAUGUUUGUUUUUUGUAAGAAAAUUAUGCCAGAAUAUUAAACCUUUUUUUUCUUCUUCUUUCUUUUCUUUUUCUUUUUUUAUGUCGCCUCCACUGUAUUUUUUUUGUUUUGUUCUUUUCAUCCAAGAUUGGAAUUUUAAUAUAUUUUUUAGGGGUUUCAUCAACAUUUUCCUGAUGUAAUCUUUUCUUUAUAACUGCACAACUUGUGCAAACGGCUGGUUUGGUUUCCGAAGCAGCUUGACACCGUACAGCACAUCUGUAAACCACUCUCAUUCAGUGACGGACACCGACCACCUGUAUGCGAACCAGUAUCUGGGACACGUUAUAUUCAUGAAUAACAAACUGAAGCUUCUGAGCUACUGUGUGACAAUUGCUUUGUUGCUACUGUUUCAAUCCAAUGAGUUUGAAUAAAGUUUUAUAAUUUCAUUUCGCCCUUCAAGCCUUUUCAAAUAGACAUUGGUGCUAUUCAACAAGGGAAAGUUUGACAGGCUUUUUUCCUCCAAUGUCAUGAAAAACAAGGUUUCUUCCUGGAUGCCCUUUUUGUGUGAAAAAUAAGUCGUUCUUUUCUUCAUGCCAACAUCUUCUCACUCACCGCUCAGUUCUAAAACUUUUACCAUCACCAGUUUUCAUCAGCUCUGAGAUUUGAUGAAAAAUCUCCCAAUGGGCAACUGCACGAGGACAAUGCAAGUCGACGUUUUUUCCAUUCGGAUAUUUCCUUUUUCCAGUUGUCAUGUAGUGAGGAAUGGCGUUUGUUUUGAACCUCCGACGUUGUUUCUUAAGCACAAAAAUGUAAAAUGUACAUGUGAGGUAAUGAAAUUAGGAUCUUUCACACAAAAGUCACAAAAACUCAAGGGCCCACAAUGUAUACCUCAACGACUGUCUGUUCACUAUGCAUCGUCGAGCUGCAGCAAAGACAUUCUGAACUAGUCAAUGGUGCGAUAACUUGUAACAUGUCUUACUUGACAAAAACACUGUCACACUGUCAUUGGAUGUGUUUUAUGUCAAAUAAAAAAAGAUGCUUUGUCAGA
Messenger RNA from Pleuronectes platessa (European plaice), 8133 nucleotides. It is a transcript of the gene dip2ba, whose product is annotated as disco-interacting protein 2 homolog Ba. The record is from RefSeq and is a predicted model, not a curated record. The transcript has 39 exons. Bases 155 to 4906 code for a protein of 1583 amino acids. Lineage: Eukaryota; Metazoa; Chordata; Actinopteri; Pleuronectiformes; Pleuronectidae.